Molecule: messenger RNA, 888 nt
Organism: Vicugna pacos (alpaca)
Lineage: Eukaryota; Metazoa; Chordata; Mammalia; Artiodactyla; Camelidae
Source: RefSeq, a predicted model, not a curated record
AUGCCCUCCUCUCCCCAACACCCCAUACCGGGAUCCGCCACAGCCGAGUAUCUGGAGCUGAACAAGCUCCCGCGGCGAGAGCACCAGCGCCGCACCUCUCCUCACCCGGAGCCGACAGGAAAUGGCGGCCCGCGUAAUGGCGACUACGUGCUACUAGGCGGAGCCGAGUGCGGACCCCCUCCCCCACCCACCACGCGGUCCCGCGAUCUCAUCCCCCGCACCCUCCCCCACCGCGGGAGAGACAAAGCAACGGAGGCAGCCCGGCCGUCCCAGCUCGCCCGCUCCCGCUCCCGGCCGGGGGAGCCCGAGUGCAAAGCCUCGCCACUUCCCGAAGCCUCUAGUACCACAAGGCGGACUGCGGAUCUACGCUCAGGGAAAUGGCGGAGGUGGGGGAGGGGAACCUCGGCAACGUUCCCUCCCAGAAUCGGCCAACCCCCAAGCAGCCCCCAAACGCCUCCCUCAGGCGGAGAAACAGGCCUCGAGCCCUCGCCCCCACGCGCCGUCCGCCCAGCCCCACUCCUCACCGGGCGAAGCUACAGCCCCUAUGCCGACGCGCCGCCUCAGCCGGUCACAGCUAGACAGAGAACGAGCGCAGGCCCCCGCCACCGUCCCCCGCCUCCCCGCGCUCGCCUACCCCGCCGCCGUGCCCGAUUGGCUGCCCCGGCUUUAGCGGUGGCGCGAGGGCGAAGCGAUUGGCCCAAGGCAGCAUCAAUCAAGGCGCCGGAGGAGGGGACGGCCCCGCCCCCCACCGGCGCCUCCCUUCAGGCUGUAAGGCCGCGAAGGGCCCGAGAAACCCUGGCUUGGAAAAAGUCAACGGAGCCUUUAGGGAGGCCAAACCCCUAUCCGAACCCAUACUACUCAAGCCCCAAUAACCCUAAUUACCUAUAG